CCUAGACCUGCCGACAUACCAACCUUCAUCCAAUCAUGAGACGGAAAUUUUAACCGCCAAACUCCACCAUGUCUGACAGUCUCUCCAUUCUCAACGACCCGCCCAAGCGGAUUGACGGACCAGGGCUUCUCCAUCAAAUGAUACAGUGGGACGAUUACAAUACUGCUCGCGCUAUUGACUUUACUGCCAAUGGCCAUAGAAGACAAUACACGUACGAAGAAGUUCAAAUUUGUGUGAGGGUCUUGGCUUCCAGAAUACAUGAAGCCCUCAGUCUGACCAUACGCCCUGUCACCAAUCCAAUCCACUCACAACGCCAGCAUAUUGUUCCCGUCUUACUUCCACAAUGUCCAGGUCUCUAUAUUUCUCAACUCGCAAUUUUGGAAUCAGGUGGCGCCUUUUGCCCAAUCACCUUAGAUUCCCCAACGGAAAGAAUCAGAUUUGUGGUGAGCGACGUUGCUGCCAGUUUGAUCAUCACUACGUCCGAAUUUAAAGAUGCUGUCUCCUGGGAGGGUGGUCCUAUGGUUCUACUCAUCGACCAGUUCCCUACUAUCCCAUCAAUCCAACCCUCGUGCUCUGGGUAUCGUCUUGCUCACUCCGAAGACCUAGCAUAUGUUAUGUACACUUCGGGAUCUAGUGGACAGCCCAAGGGUGUAGCUGUCAGCCACUUAGCUGUCACCCAAUCUUUGCUUGCACAUCAAAGGCAUAUACCCCAGUUUCGUCGGUUUCUACAGUUUGCCGCUCCCUCAUUUGAUGUCUCCGUUUUCGAAAUUUUCUUUCCUCUAGUUCGUGGUUGCACACUAGUUGGAUGUGAUCGGACUUAUCUCUUAAACGACUUACCAGGAAUGAUCAACGACUUAGAUGUUGAUGCAGCUGAGCUUACACCAACCGUUGUCGGGUCUCUUCUGCAAAACAGAUCUAAUGUCCCUAAUCUCAAACUCCUACUAACUAUUGGCGAAAUGCUUACGUGGCCAAUUGUUCAUGAAUUCGGAGGCUCUGAAGCAAAAAGCACUAUGUUAUAUGGGAUGUAUGGACCAACCGAAGCAGCUAUUCAUUGUAUAAUCUACCCCGCCAUGAAAGAUGGCGCGCCGCCAGGAAAUAUUGGAAUUCCUUUCGACACAGUUUCCACCUUCAUCGCCGCCCCAGGGAACUCAAACGACACAGAAAACGAUUUGAGGUUGCUCGCUAUCGGUGAAAUUGGAGAGCUUGUUCUGGGAGGUCCUCAGCUUGCGCGAGGCUAUCUGAAUAGAGAAGAGGAAAAUCGACUGGCAUUCAUCCAAGCCCAUGGCACUACUUAUUACCGAACUGGUGAUAAAGCAAGGCAGCUUCAUGAUGGCACAAUCGAAAUUCUCGGGCGCAUGAGUGUAGGUCAGGUCAAACUUCGUGGGCAAAGGAUUGAGCUUGGGGAGGUGGAGCAGGCCAUCUACAAGCAUCCUGGUUUGAAAUCGGUCGUAGCUCUUGUGACAAAUAGCACUCUUGUUGUAUUCGCCUUGGUUGGGUCACAGACUGUUGAUCCUGCUGAUAUUCAACGUACUUGCGCCAAAUGGCUCCCAAAAUUCAUGGUCCCUGGCGAGAUUGUUAUACUUCAAGAGUUCCCCUACCUGCCGUCUGGAAAAGUUGAUAAAAAGAGGCUGGAAACAGAUUAUCAGCAACGGGCAAAUGAUGGGCACGGCAACUCAGCUUCUCUCACCGCGACAGAAAGAAUUGUUCACAAUAUUCUACAGGAUCUUCUUGGUCCAUUUUCUCCUGACAGAAGACUCGCAGGAGUUGGUCUUGAUUCCCUUGUAGCGAUCAGAGUGUCAUCAAAGUUGAGGGAACUCAACUUUAACAUCACUGCCGUGUCAGUAUUACAUGCGGAAACUUUGCCAGAACUAGCUCAAGCUUGUGAAGAAUCUGUAUCAGCCACUACUCCGACUCCGACGCCCAAUAGGAAGAGCAACAUGAACAUGGAUACAUCUGAAUUGAUGGCUGUGAUAAUUGGACACGGGAGCGGCGUUGAAUCGGUGAUGCCUUGUACACCACUCCAAUCUGCUAUGUUAGCGGAGACUGCAGCGGACUCAAAGGCUUACCGGAAUUGGAUCGAGCUGGGAUUCUCGGGUCAUCCUAGUUUUGAAACUUUAUCUUCAGCUAUCAAUCGACUCGCAGAACUAAACCCUGUCUUGAGGACGGGGUUUGCGGAAUCCUCAACAUUCGAGGGAUUCGCUCAAAUUGUAUGGAAUUCUCUCCAGGGUCAACAGGUGGAGUUGGUUCAAGAGCUUAACUAUGGUCUUUUUUCAAUAGAACGCACUUCACUGCAUCACCCCAUCCAAUUCCAGAUAUUGAACACUGCUGAUAACUCAAAAGUAUUAAUACACAUCCAUCAUGCUCUGUAUGAUGCCUGGUCCCUGGAACUACUUCUUGAUGAUUUCGAUUGUCUUUUGAGAGGGCAGUCUCCAAAGACACGCCCGUCAUUUGCCUCGGUAGUUCAGGGAUAUGCAGAUGGCACUUUCAACACCAAUCAAUGGCUUUCUAAACAAUACUGGAAAGACCAUAUCAAUGGCUUGGAUCUCCGAGUCCUUCCGAACUUUCAUAGUCAAAAGUCCGAAUUAAAUGGCCUAGCAAUACGAAAAUACGACUCAUCGAUCCCAACAUCAGAUGUUGAAUCUGCAGCAAGAUAUCUUAAUUGCAGCUCUCAGUCAAUAUUUCAGGCAGCGUAUGCCAUGAUACUUAGCUCAUAUCAUGGUUCUUCAGACAUAUGCUUUGGCACGGUAUUUUCAGGUCGAACUUUACCGAUCCCAGGAAUUGAAGAAAUUGUUGGACCUUGUCUCGCAACGCUACCCAUCAGGGUCGAUACCUCUUUGUUUCUCGACUUCCAUACCUUGAUCAAAGACAUCAAUUCAAUCAAUAGAAAACAUCUAGAGCACAGCAAUGUUCCUCUACGCGAGAUCAAGUCAUCCGUAGAGGUUCAACCACAGCAAUACCUGUUCGAUACUCUGAUGAUAUGGCAACAAACUCUUCAUAGUUUUGAUCACAGUCGGAAAUUUGUCACACUCAUCGACACGAGGGAUAAUCUUGAAUUCAAUCUCACCUUGGAGGUGAUACCUGGGAAAUGGAAUGUAGUAUUGAAAGCAAAUUAUCGGCAAUCAGUAUUCCCAGAACUCCAGAUAGACCUUCUGCUUCGUCAACUAGAAGGCAUUGUUAAGCUGGCCAUAAAGGACCAUAAAAGCACACCAUUGGGAAGCAUUUUCGACGAUCUUGAGCACGAUGUUAUGUCCAUUGAGAAUUCGAACCCAAUGACCGAUCAAAAGCCUGAAACCUUGUCAUCUCCUGUGGAACGAAUAGCAUUGCAGGAUCCAACUCGUAUAGCAAUCGAGUUCGCGACUGACAUCAACUCACAAAAUCUAGAAUCAACAAGCAUUACUUAUUUCGACCUUAACAUACGUGCCAAUCAAAUGGCUCAUCACUUGCUCUCGCUAAAUGUUCUACCGGAUGAACUUGUCUGCAUAUGUAUGGAAAAGUGUGUCGAUUUGUACUCUUCAAUUCUCUCUACAGCCAAAGUUGGAGCUGGCUACCUUCCUCUUACUCCUGACGUCCCCGAGGAACGCCUUCGACGCAUACUAAAGGAAUCAAAAGCCAGAGUUGCCGUGACGCACUCGUCGCUACGGCCGCUAUUCAAGUUGUUUCGUGAUAUUGAGGCUGUCUACAUUGAUGAGGUUAAUUUCAGUUGCUAUCCAAGCAACAACCCUUCUUAUGUGUCACGUCCGGAGUACGUGUCUUAUUGUGUGUUCACUUCCGGGAGCACUGGUGUUCCAAAGGGAGUUUUGGUGACACAAGGCAAUCUUUUGAGUAACCUUGACGUAUUAGAGGAGCUUUACCCUGCGAAUGAGCACUCGAGAUUCUUACAAUCUUGCUCUCAAGCUUUUGAUGUAUCAGUUUUCGAGAUAUUUUUUACAUGGAGAAUAGGAGGUUGUAUCUGCUCAGCUAUUAAGGACGUGAUAUUCCGCGAUAUCGAACAAGCUAUAAGGUUGUUGGAUGUCACCCACUUGAGCUUGACGCCAACCGUCGCAGCUCUGGUAGAUCCCAAAAAUGUCCCGAAUGUAGAAUUCCUCGUCACAGCAGGAGAAGCAGUUACUCAGAAGGUCUUCAACGCCUGGGCGGAUAGGGGGCUCUUUCAAGGUUACGGCCCAAGUGAAACUACAAACAUCUGUACUGUCAACCCAAGAGUCACACACAACGACUCAAUUAACAACAUCGGACGGCCAUUCAAGAAUACAUCGGUCUUUGUUCUAUCUCGACAUGGGGAGUUUUCAGUGGUUCCCAAAGGUGGAGAAGGAGAACUGUGUUUUGGUGGUUCUCAAGUUUUCCGAGGCUACAUUAAUGAAAGCCAGCAGGUUGGAAAAAUAAUAGAACACCCUCAAUUUGGUCGUCUAUAUCGAAGUGGUGACUUCGGACGACUGAUGUGCGAUGGUACGUUAGCAUUCACGGGAAGAAAAGAUGACCAAGUCAAGAUCAGAGGGCAAAGAGUGGAGCUUGGUGAGAUUAACAAUGUCAUGUUAACGUCGAAAGAAGUUCAUGAUUGCGUAACGAUCGUCAUCGAAGUUGGCGGAAACUCGCAGCUGGUGUGCUUUUGGACCACCAGCGUCAACGCAACUGGCGAUCUCAUCUGUCUCCAGCCUGACCAGGAAAUUACCUCGCUUCUAUUCAAACAUCUAGAGUCAUCGCUUCCGACAUAUAUGAUACCUUCCACACUAAUCCCUCUAUCGCAUCUUCCAUCAACAUCACAAGGCAAAAUCGACAAGAGACUGUUGGUGAGCGAAUAUGAAGCUCUUGACAUUAAGUAUCUUGAGAAAGCGUCACGAACGGAAACAUCCUCUUCCAAUCAUGAGUGGACAGCUCUUGAAAAAGAAAUAGCACAAGCAGUUUCACAAGUUACGAAAAUGGAGAUCAACCAAAUACAGCCCGACACAUCAUUCUUCACGCUUGGAAUAGACUCAAUCUCCGCUAUACUACUGUCGAGAACUUUAAACUCAUCAAUAUCACGUCAAGUGGAAUUUUCACAAAUACUCAAAAACCCCUCCGUGGUGAGAUUGGCUGGUGUGCUUCAUCAUGCAGUACCCGUUGUCAGCAGUAUUGAGGCUAUUAAUUUCGAUUUCGGAUUAGAUCCUAAGUUCGUCAAUGCUACGAUUGAAACGUUCAAGCAAAUGGGGAAAAUUGUGCAAUCCACUGUGCCAUGUACACCUUUACAAGAAGCCAUGCUCUCAGCCAGCGAGUCAACAUCCAAAGACUUGUAUAGUAAUGAGGUGAUACUGGAUGUUCACGGGGAUAUUGCAAGGAUCCGGAAUUGCUGGCAGGAAAUGGUACAGAGGCAUGAUAUUCUUCGGACAUCGUUUGUGGCGACUGAUGAUCCACGAUAUGCCUAUGCGCAGGUAGUUCUGAAAGGACACAUGCUGGAUAUCAAAAAUGUCAAUGAGAAUAAAGAGCAUGGAGAUAACUCCACUUUGAUAAAUGGACGACUAUUCGAGGAUAGAAACUUCGAACCGCCUUACAGCGUCGAGGUUCUGGAAUCAGCUACAUCCACGCGACUACGUAUAACAAUGCACCAUGCGCUCUACGAUGCCGUGGCCCUGGCGAUUUUAUACGAAGAAGUCGAGAGGUUUUAUCAUGACGAGGCUCUCCCAAUCCCAGUGCCAUUUUCUCCUUUCUUACAGUUGAUGUCUUCCAUGGACAUGGAAGCAGCAGACCAGUUUUGGGGGAACGUAUUGAAAGGUCAUCUUCCAAAACCCUUCCCGCGCUCCGUAGAAUCCAUUAAAUCUCAGCAACCAGCUCAGACAUCCCCUCAAAUCCAAACUCUGGCGUCGGGGAUUUCACUGUCUUGGCUAGAAGGAUGUGUGAAGGAAAAUAGCACUUCUCUAUUGGCAGUUUGUCAAACGACAUGGUCUGGUCUUCUAUCGGAGUAUCUCCAGGAAAAAGAUGUUUGCUUCGGCAGCAUCGUUAGUGGACGGACAGUGGCAAUUGAAGGAAUUGAACGUCUAGUCGCUCCAUGUUUCAAUACCAUUCCAGUCCGACUUCAAGACAUCCACAAAAUUUCCUACCUAGAAGCGUUUCGAAAGUUACAGGCCUUGAGUAUUGAGUCGUUGCCCUUUCAGCUCACACCACUCCGUCGAAACCAAUCCAAAUUCAGUCCCAACGGUUCUCGACUUUUUGAUACCCUUUUCAUUUUACAACAGCCACCUAGAGAACUAGACCCUUCUAUUUGGUCGCUAUCGGAGGAUAGAGGUGCAAUGGACUUUCCUAUCGUUAUUGAGGUUGUUCCCAGACCGAAAGAUGAUACACUCAAAAUUACUCUACAUUCUUAUUCCUCUGUUCUUUCUUCAACAGACGCUAUCUCUAUUCUAGAAUCAUUUGAAAAGAGGUUAGAGGAGUCACUUAAAACUCCCCGAAAGCAGAUAUUGUCCCCUGAUAUCAAGGAGAAGAUUCUCGCAAGUUCUGCAACUAGGACUGCUAAAACAUCAAGUGUGGCCCAACCAAUGUCGGCACAAGUGAUGAGUGCAAAUGAAGAGAUGAUCAGAGAUGCACUGGCGGAUUUUACAGAUGUUCCCAGAAGCAGGAUUUCGAGAGAUGUGAGCAUCUUCCGGCUUGGUCUUGAUAGUAUCAGUGCAGUUCAAGUGGCAACUCGAUUACGGAAACUCGGUCAUAAUAUGAUGGCAAGCGAUAUAUUGGAACAUCCAAGUAUAGCUGACUUGGCUGCCCACCUCGAAAAUCGCGAGAAGAAACCCCUUAGCGAAAGGUUUUACGACUUUGAACUCUUCGACAAGACUCAUCGAGAAGGAAUCAUCGCCAGCAAUGAUUUACGUGCUGAUACCAUUGAGAGCAUCAGGCCAUGUACAGUUGUUCAGCAAGGAAUGAUCGCGCAAAGUCUACAUUCUCAGGGCGAAGAAUAUGUCAAUAGCAUGUGGAUGGAGCUUGAACCUACGGUCUCGGUCUCAAGAUUACGAGAUGCGUGGUCUGAAACUCGCAAGUCCAACGAAAUUCUUCGCACUGGGUUUGUCACGACGGAUGACCCUCGGAAUCCAUUCGCGAUGGUCACCUAUUCCGAUGAUACACUCCAGCUACCUUUUUACGAUGGUGAGAAUCCUGUUCAGUUGUUGAUCAAGGACCUCAAGCGUCCAUGGUUUCUGUCCAUAAGAGAAGAAGGUGGGAAGAGUACGAUGAGACUUACUGCACACCAUGCUUUGUAUGAUGGACAAUCACUUCAGAUGAUUUUCGAGGAUGUCGCCAGAGCUUAUACAUCGGGGUCUGUUGACGAACGUCCAUCAAUAAGCUCCUUAAUUGGAGCGAUACUGUCUACGGCUGGAGAGAAUAUAGAAGCCCAGAAAGAAUUUUGGCUCCUGGAGGAGAAUACAGUUGUCAUCAACAAAUUUCCAGAACUCACACCUCUCCAAGUCGCAUCGAACAGAAGCUCGGUUCGAGAAAUCAUAUCGAGAAGCUCCCUUGCUCGGCUCGAAAACGACUGCAGAGAUAAUGGUGUCACGAUGCAAGCAGCAUGCCAAGCUGCAUGGGCAAGAUUGCUCGCUGCGUAUACCGGGGAGAGCUCUACGACCUUUGGGAUGGUUCUAUCGGGUCGCUCGGUUUGUGAAGAAGCUGAGAGAACAUCCUUCCCUAGUAUGGUCACACUCCCAGUUCGAUGCAAUAUUGUGGGGGCAAACACAGAGCUUCUCCAAAGAACAAUGACACACAAUUCGAAACUCCAGAAUUAUCAGUUUUCAUCUCUCACCUCAAUCCAAAAAUGGGCUGGUUACCCUGAAGGAAAGAUAUUUGACACCCUUUUCGCUUAUCAAAAGCUUCCCGAAUCUGAGGACCCUAUAGUUAUGCCAUGGAAACUUGUUCGCGAGGAGGCUGCUGCUGAUUAUGCAGUGUCGCUGGAGGUACAGCCUAUGGGUUCUGAUGAACUUGUUAUUCGGCUCACUUUUAGAGAGGACAUCAUUCCUAUCGAACAUUCUGGCAUCUUGCUUAGACAGUACGACUCAAUUCUGCUUGAUAUUCUGGAAAAUCCGGGGAAUGCUUGCGAUGUUGCCUUGGGGUUCGGACCUGAUUUGUUGUCUAUCACGCCUGCUACAGAACAUGAGCUGCCGAGUGAAAUUAUGCUCUUACAUCAGUUUGUGGAAAGAGGGGCUCGACAGUGGCCGAACAAGAAGGCGUUUGAAUUUGCUUCAUCGCUGGAUCCUGGAAAUACCAAAAUCCAAUCAUGGAAUUAUGCUGAACUAGAGGAAGAAGGGAAUAAGAUUGCGCAGUUUCUUGUUGAUCGAGGGGUUCAGUCUGGAGAACUAAUCGCAAUUUCCUUUGAUAAGUGUCCCGAAGCGUCAUUUGCAAUCAUUGGCAUUCUAAAAGCCGGAUGUGCUUACGUUGCUCUGGAUCCAAAUGCACCCAUUGAACGUGUCCAAUUUAUUCUUGCAGACUCAGCAGCCAGACUUGUUCUCACAUCCGGGAAGCCUGGGCAAGCUUUGAAAGGCAAUGUCGACCAGGAGAUUAUACUUCUUGACUCUAAUGAAGUCUGGUCUAUUUAUAGUUCUGAACCUCCAGAACUAUCAAGAGAAACCCUACCACAAGAUGUUUCGUACUGCCUCUACACAUCUGGAACGACAGGGACGCCCAAAGGCUGUCUAAUCACCCACGAAAAUGCCGUCCAAGCAAUGCUCUCAUUCUCAAGACUCUUCGCGGAUCAUUGGACCGAAGAUUCAAAGUGGCUCCAAUUUGCCUCCUUUCAUUUCGACGUCAGCGUACUCGAACAAUUUUGGAGCUGGAGUGUUGGAAUUUGUGUAUCUUCAGCACCUAGAGAUGUCAUAUUUGAAGAUAUCCCUGGCACUAUACAAAGAUUGGGCAUCACACAUAUCGACCUUACCCCCAGUCUUGCACGGCUUCUACAACCUGAAGACGUUCCAUCGUUGUGUAAAGGCGUCUUCAUCACUGGCGGUGAGCAACUCCGUCAGGAAAUUCUCGACGUUUGGGGUGAGCAUUCUUGUGUCUACAAUGGGUAUGGGCCAACUGAAGCUACCAUCGGCGUCACAAUGUACCCUCGUGUUCCUAGAAAUGGCAAACCUUCGAAUAUUGGACCAGCAUUUGAUAACGUAGGCUCUUUCGUAUUGAAACCUGGUACGGAGAUACCUGUUCUUCGCGGUGGUGUGGGUGAGCUAUGUGUUUCCGGAAAACUGGUUGGGAAGGGAUAUCUCAACCGUCCUGACUUGACCACAGAAAGAUUCCCAACUUUAAAAGAUUUUAGGGAACGAGUUUACCGCACGGGAGACCUUGUACGAAUUCUUCACGACGGUUCAUUCAUCUUCCUUGGUCGAGCUGAUGACCAGGUCAAAUUGAGGGGUCAAAGACUGGAACUUACGGAGAUUAAUGAAGUGAUCAAAAAGGCCGUGGAGGUGUUGCAAGAUGUGGUUACUUUAGUGUUGAAAUACAGCACCCAGCAAAAGGAACAACUCAUCACGUUCUUCGUCUCCGCCACCCAACCAGAGUUGCAAACUCGUGGAGCCCUGAUUCAGCAGAUGAGAGAUUCUUGCAAAGCCCGUCUUCCUGGAUAUAUGAUCCCCACACGCUUCAUUCCCAUCGAAAAACUUCCACUAAAUGCGAAUAAUAAGGCGGACUCGAAACAACUCGCAAAGUUCUACAAUGACAUGAGUGUCGAUGAGCUACAGGCAUUAAGCCGCUCGGAUCAGAAAGACCUGGAUUGGAAUCAGAAAGAGAACACAGUGGUGGCUCUCAUUGCAGAAGCUAUGAGAAUCCAAGAUAUCUCAACCAUCACUCGGAGCUCGAAUAUUUUCGAGCUUGGUCUUGAUUCUAUUUCCAUCAUCGGCUUCUCUCGUGCGCUUCACAAAUCCGGAUUGCAGAACGCCAAAGUGUCUGUGAUUAGAAAUAAUCCAAAUAUAGUUGCUCUUGUUGCGGUACUUUCUAGUGAUGCACAUUUGGAGAAUGAGAUGGAGAAUGACUAUAUUGCUGCCAUUCAAAACAUCGCUGCAUUUGAGCAGAAACAUAAAGCUGGUGUGUGUCUGGAACUGGGUAUUGAGGCUAUGGAAGUGGACUGUGUUAUGCCUUGUACACCGGUGCAGGAAGGGAUGAUAUACCGUUUUCUGGAGAGUGACUUUCCUCUUUACUUCAAUGGAUUUUCCUUCCGAAUACAGGAAGGUAUUGAUAUUGAAAGGUUACUUGGGGCAUGGAAACGAGUCGUCGAUAAAGUCCAGGUCUUGAGAACCAAAUUCGUCCCUACUGAUGAUGGAUUUGCGCAGGUUGUUUUCAAGAGCGUUGGGGUUUCAUGGGCGGAAGCUCCCAUUGAUUAUUCUGCGAUGGAAAAGCUGACUGCCUUGAGAUCUCCGUACACUCUUAGGACGGAAAAGGAUUCUCACGGUAAAGUUUUGAAAAUUCAGAUCUUUCAUGGUCUCUAUGAUGGGAUCAGCCUCACGAAACUUCUUCAGAAGGUGGUUGAAGAGUUCAAAGGUUCUAAAUCAGUGGAUUAUGGACCGUCUUUCCAAUCUUCGUUGCCGUAUGGACCUCUCUCAAGGGUCGAUGGUGCUCAAGAGUUCUGGGUUGAUCACCUCAAGGAAUGGUCCUAUAAAUCAAUUCCCACGAUUUCGGACUCGCAAAAGGAUGUUGUCGCGAGGUUAAAACUUACCAAUCUCUCGGGUCUUGAACAGUUCCGCAAAUCAUUAGCCGUUACACCGCAAGCCCUUGUCCAGGCAGCCUGGCUUUCGGUCCUUCAAACAAUCACCUCCUCCAAGGCAACGCUUGGUCUCGUCAUUUCUGGUCGAAGUAUUGAUUUCGAAGACGCCGAAAAUGUGAUUGGUCCUUUAUUCAACACCGUUCCCUUUCACUGCGAUAUUUCAACAUCGCAGAAUUUCAAAGAUUUGAUUCUGAGAUGUCACGAGACCAAUAUGCGGAUGCAGAAUUUCACCCAUACACCGCUGAAAGACAUCCAGAAGUGGAGUGGUGCGAAGACGAGACAGCCUUUAUUUGAGUCGUUAUUUGUGUUUCAGAGGGAGAGAGAGGAUGAAACAAAUUUCGCGGACGGGGUCUGGAGAGAGGAAGUGGAUAAACUGGUAGCCGAUUAUAAGAUUGCUUUUGAGGCUACAAUGGGAAUUGAUGGGGAAUCUCUGGGCUUGAUUAUUGUUGCGAAAGGGGAUGUGAUUACUAUGGAAGCGGCGAAUGAGUUGCUGAGAAUGAUGGAAAAGACUUUGCAUGAUGUUAUUGCCAAUGAGGGAAACAUGAGUAUUCCAGGGAAUAAGUCAUCAAUGACGGAAUUAGCACCUGAUGUUGAGGGUAAAGUGGGCUCUUCGUCAAAUGGAGCAUCUAAGCAAGAUUUCUCCGACGAAGUCUUCGAAUGGACAGACGAUUUCAGAUCUAUGAGAAAGGAGAUAUCGGAGCUGGCACAAGUCUCGGAGCUUUCGGUUCAUCAUACAUCAUCCAUAUUCGAACUUGGUUUGGAUAGUAUUGACGUUAUCAAGUUGUCUUCUAGGCUGAAGAAAAAGGGGAUCGAAAUGCCGGUUAGCGCAAUCAUCAAAGCUCAAAGUAUUUCAGAGAUGGCACUCAAUCUCUCCUCAAAACUGAACCAGGGUUCAAAGGAAUCUUCAGCAAAACUUCUCGAGGACAUAAGUCAGGCACUUUCGAAGUCGCUAAAAGAAUCUGGCAGACUACCCGGAGAACAGGAAUUGAUUUUGCCUGCCACGCCACUCCAGCAAAGUAUGGUCAACGAGAUGGUUCGAUCUGACUAUAAACGAUACCUAAACAUUGAUGCUCUUGAGCUCCGUAGCAACGUCGAUUUUGAGAGGCUCGUAUCUGCCGUAAACAUGGCACUCGAUAAUUCUCCUAUCUUCCGGGCAACGUUUGUGCAGGUGGAAGAACCCAGUUUGUCGGUCAGCUACGCGCAAAUCAUGCCUCCUACGCAGCAUAAAUGGUCUGCAUGCUACAAGCACACUUUGUUGCCAGAAGAGAGCUUUGAUGAGUUCAUGGGGGAUCUCAGCCGAAAAUGCAUAUCAUUCGCAAGGGAUCGAGGUGAACUAUUCCAGCUACACUUCGUCGAUUCUGACGCUGCUCAGUAUUUUGUCAUGGUGGCUGCGCACGCAUUGUAUGAUGGCACUUCUAUGCGAUUAUUCCACGAGGAUAUCGUAAAAGCGUAUCAUAAGAGACUCGAGCCUCGAAUAGACUUCACACCCUUCUUGGGCGAGGUGGUGCGUUCUACGACCGAGGAAGCUAAGAAAUUCUGGAAGAGCACAUUGAGUGGCCUGCCUGUUGCAGUGUUACCGAAGAAGCAGGUUUCUGAAGAGGAGGGUUCUAAAAUUUAUCGCCUCGAGAAAACAUCUCAUGUAUCAUUGAAAGAUGCCGAGGACCUUUGCAGAUCUUCAAGGGUCACUUUACAGACCGUCGGUCAGACCGCUUGGUCACUCGUUCUCGCUCAAUUAAUGGGCCAACUUGACGUUGUUUUCGGGUCCGUUCUCGCUUGUCGGGAUACAGAAGAGGCAAACCAAGUCAUUUUCCCCUUGAUGAACACCGUGGCUGUACGAUCCGUUUUACAUGGUACUUUGGACGAAAUGCUCAGUUACAUGCAAAAUAUUAGUGAUACUACGAGACAGUAUCAACACCUCUCUCUCGGGACGGCUCAGGCGUAUGCCUUGUCAUCAAGACAACCUGACGAUUCGAAGGACACUACAAUCUUUGACACCUUGUUCAUCUAUCAAGGCCGUAGAAGCACGGUACAGGCGGAGAAACUUUAUGAUAGUGUUUAUGGUGUAAGUGAUGUUGAGUUCCCUGUUUGUGUUGAGAUGGAAGUAGUGGAUGGAAAGAUCGUCUGGACUACAGCGUGCAAGGCGGUUGCAAGGACAGAAAAUGAAACCUCUGUGUUGCUCGACUCAUUGGACUUGGUGCUUCAAAAGCUUGUUGAGAAUACUAAGGUCCCUACAUUCACAUCGGAUUCGGAGGGGAUUUCUGUUUGUGGGCUACAGAAGUUUGAGGUAGCCAGGUCACAACCCAGGAUUGCUGCUGUUCCAGCUCAAAAGAUAAGUGAAGAGUGGUCGGAAGUUGAACUUAAGAUUCGGAGAGCGCUUCAUGAGGUUUCCGAUGUACCUGAAGAAUCUAUCCGCAAGGAUAUGACUAUCUUUCACUUGGGAUUAGAUUCAAUCCUUGUUCUCAAACUUCCUGCUCUUUUUAGAAGGAUGCAAAUCACACUUAGCGUCUUCGACGUUUUACGAGAACAAACAAUCGAUGCCAUGUCCAAACUCAUCGCAAGCGCGGAGCCGAAGGUUGAAAAGGUUAUUGAUGUGGAAGGGAUUCUCAAGAGAGCUGUUGAUGAGAUUGGUGGCGAAGAGGAGUUGAAUGCUUUGAGUCAGGAAAUUGGAGAAAUUGCAUAUGUUAUGCCUGCUACUGCCGGGCAGCUUUACAUGAUUCGACGAUGGCAAGCUUCUAGAGGGGGAUUGUUCAAUCCCACCUUCACGUACAAAAUAUCUGCUGGAUUCAACAAGGAGCAACUUGAGAAUGCAUGGAAAGGAUUGCUCUCAAGACACGACAUCCUCCGCGCGAAAUUUCUGGAAGUUAAUGACAAAAUCCUGCAAGUCAUUUUCAAGGAGCCAAAGAACGAAAUCAAAUACGAAACUGAAAUCAAAGAUGGGGCCGUGGUGCUCAAGCUCAAGAUCCAUCACGCACUUUACGACAGCACCAGUCUUCCCAUCCUACUCAAAGACCUCCAGUCUCUUUACCUGUCAGAACCUCUAACACCAAUCGAUCAAGGGUUCCGCUCCUUUGUCGCACAGUCUCUGUCAGCUUCUCAGACAGCAAAACAGAAGUGGAACCAGUACCUUUCCGACGCACCACCCCCAGCUCCCCUUCCAAAACUUGCAAACAUCAACAGACGCACCGAAAUCUAUCAUCCCAGUCUCCCACUCAGUAAUCUAGGAGCACAAGCACGAAACUUAGGUGUUACAAUAGACACCCUCCUACUUGCCUCCGUUGCACGAACAUAUGCUCAACAUUUGGGAACGAAAGAUGUGGUAUUUGGUAUUUACCUUGCUAAUCGUGCGGCUUUCGGAGAGGAUCUUAGCACAGUGGUCGCGCCUACUCUUAAUUUUAUUCCGUUAGUUGUUCGUGCGGCGAAAGAGAGGGGACUAGAGGAUAUAGCGAGAGAGAUUCAAUCCGAUCUUGGAAUGUUCCAUGAGCAGGAAAUGGGAUGUGUGAGCUUGGAGGAGGUAGGGAGGAGUGUUGGUUUGUUGGUCAAUAUUCUUAAGGAUGAUGAGGGAGAGGUUUAUGAGAACGAAACGGGAGCUUUUGAGAGUGCGGAUUCUUUUGGGGAAAGUUCCGGGGUUGUGGAAGGUGUUGAGGACGAGAGGUUUGCCGGGCUGGAUAUUCAAGGCUCUGAAGUUUAUCAGGUAGUUUUAUUCUCGUUCUCAAGUUGUUUUGGUGAAAUACUAAUGUUGCAAUAGCCAACGAUUGAUGUCGAAUUAAGGUACCGCCCUGCUGGUAUGAUCGAUGUUGGUAUUUUUGCCCCGACGGAAAUGUUAGAUGUGGAAACAGGCGAGGCAUUUGUUGAUACUUUCAAGGGGACAUUUUUAGGUUGAGCAUUCUUGUAUUCCCCUUUAUUUCUUUUCAAGUCAAGUUUAGCGUGCCCUGUAUCAGACGAUUGUCUUAGAUAGCAUGGAAAGAGAAUCAAUUCCCUGUCUCUUUGCUGAGAGUACACUCACCGUCACAGUAUACCUAGGUGGGUAUUGACCAAACCUGAAAGUUCAACAAUCCAAGGGUUGAGAUAAAGAGGCCUUCAGCUGAACAUUCCCAUUUCUUAACUCGUAAUCUCCAGAUCCAGUACAAUACACUCAAGGCAAC
Molecule: messenger RNA, 14835 nt
Organism: Hymenoscyphus albidus
Lineage: Eukaryota; Fungi; Ascomycota; Leotiomycetes; Helotiales; Helotiaceae
Source: the annotation of a GenBank genome assembly